CUUCUCAACCCAAACUUAUUUCCCGCUCGGCGUGCAUGUCGUCCGUCUUUCUCCACAGAGGGACAGCUGAGAGUAGAUGCCAAUGUCUCCGUCCACAAGCCAGGUGAGCCUCUGGGCAUCAGGACAGAGGUGAAGAACAUCAACAGCGUCCGAUACCUGGCCAGGGCUAUAGACUACGAGAUCCAGAGACAGACCGAAGUCCUGCAGAGAGGGGGUACGGUGCAAAAUGAGACCCGGGCGUAUGAUUCCAAAUCAGGGGAGACCAUUCCUAUGAGGGACAAAGAGGGUCUCCAGGACUACAGGUUUAUGCCAGAGCCCAACCUGCCCCCUGUGAUUGUGUAUGAGGAUAUCGUAUCGCUGCCCACUGGCAUUGAUGCAUGCCAGGCUGUGGUGGUGCAGAAGAUAAGGGCAGGGCUGCCAGAGCUACCCAGUGUCAAAAGAGACAGGCUGGUGCAAAUGUACGGCAUCCUGCCCGAGCACGGCUUCACUCUGGUGAAUGAGGACGGGCUGGUGGAGUACUUCGAGGCCGUGCUGAAGGCGACCAAGAAGGAGCCGAGGAAGGUGAUUGGCUGGGUGACCAAUGAGCUGGUGGGUCACCUCAAGCAGCAAGACAUGAGUGUGAGCCAGAGGUGAGAUGUUCACACACAGCGCUUCAUGUCCCUUUACAAUAUUCACACAAUGCUUAUUGUUUGUCUUGGCUGAUACAUGCAGAGCUAUUCUGCUGGCAAUGCUCAGGUUUAGAUGUCUGGGCUCCAACACAUGACCCCUCUGAGCCUCUUGUUGAUUGGCUGGCUCACUUUGUACCUCUUGCGUGCUGUAUCUGAAAAUGUUGCCGAAUUGGAGCUGUGACACAAGGUGCACACGGGAAGUAGCUGCUUUCAACUUGAGUCAGGAAGUCAUGAGACAUUUUGUUUUCUGAAUUUACUCAAACUUUAGUUUAACUUCUUGUGAAUUACUGAACAGUUUUCAGCCCGAAGGCCUCCUCUGAUAAAUAUAACAUCCGUAAUAAGGGUUAAUACGCUGAACAUCCUGACGAUGCUCACAGUUCAGCAGGUCCAGCUGGGGCUCUUUCUGACUCAUUCCCUGUCAUCUCUCCCUGUCUGUAAUGAUGGCACCCAAAUGUCUGUCAGGCUUCUCUUAAUUGUAAGGAGUCUCAAGCCACUGCUUCGAGGGUUUAACGUGUGUGUGUGUGUGUGUGUGUGUGUGUGUGUGUGUGUGUGUGUGUGUGUGUGUGUGUGUGUGUGUGUGUGUGAGAAAAACUGUGAUUUCCCCUAUACAUGAUUUAGUUCACCUGGUGUCAGAAGUUGAGCUCCAUAUCCUUUUACUCAUGACUAAACUUAAGCCGGAGACACUUCAAGGAAUCGAGCAUUUAUAGCAGAUGUUUAUACAGAUAGAUUUGCUGUACAAAGAAUCUCUCAAGCUCACAAAAAAAUCCCAUUAGCAGGGAAGGCUCUGCAGGGAGAACUAAUCCCCCCCAUGAUAAACACGUGAACAUUAGCUCUGUAACACCAGUUGAAUCAAUAACACCAAGAAACUUAGCACAUAAGGAGGAGUCUUGGGUGUUGGAGGGAGUUCUGGCAGCAAACAACGUUGGCACGUGCAUAUCGGCAGAGUGAAGCUGCAGUCAGACCAUGUGGAGUGGCAGGAGGGAUAGCAAACAGCACUGGAAGGGUUGUAAACAUGAACUGCAAGAGCAACUAUACAGCAUGUUACUGUCAUUUACAUCACUGUCCUCGUUGCAGCUUCACAGCAUCCUUUCUAAUAAAACGGGCCUCGCAAUUUCGGCUGUCAGAGUUCAAUCUGAUUGGACGAGGAUAAAUUCCAAGCCGGAAGCAAAUUUGUCUCGCCCCCUUUCACAUAGAAAUGAAUGGGAAGCGGACUCCAGUCUGACUGCACCACAAUAGUGUUAUGUAUCAGGUAAUGAUGGCCACGCUGUGGACCUGCAUGGAUAUCAUUCAACGUACUUAAUCAGCUGAUAGCCACGGGACUGUGAAUGAAGCAGCUGAUGCGAGAGCGACUUCACUGACGAUACGCUUCAUGUCUUAGUUGCACCUUUGCCAAUGAAUGAGCUCUUUUCAAUGUUUUUAAAUAAUCUGACCUUUUCACAUGCACAGCAGCCGUAGCUGGCAUCAUACUGAAUCAAAAUGAUAGCCAGAGUCGUAUUGAUAUUCCAUUUACCAAGCGAAGGGGAAAAAAUGAGUGGCUAUCAACUGAAAGCAGAAGUGCAGGGCAACAACAAUCCUAAUAUCAAACUCUCUUCAUUUGUAAAAAAUCAAUCUCAUUUUGUUGUCGCUACUCUUGACACACAUUACACAAACCUCCAGUUCUUGGCUCAAUAAGAAAGACUUAAGUUAUUGAACCGCCUCCUUUUUAUUCCUCUAAGUUUUGCACUGGGUUGAAAAGCAGAAAAAGGAUUAUGUCCUGUUCUCUAUAGUGCACAGAAUAUAUAUAUAUACGUAUAUAUAUAUACUUUAUAUAGUCAAGCUACAAUGUCUGAACAAUGGUGAGGUCAUAAAUCAUCUGAUAUUCCAUAAUUCUUUGUGUCUGUGAUGAGAAAAGCCCUGCGACAGUCUGACAGCCCGUCAGUUUUGACAAAUCCAAUUACAUUAGUGAAACGAUAACUUUUUGGAAGACGGUGUUGUUUUGAUCUUUUCUCCGCUGAAGGCCUUUUGGCUGGAACACGUAGGAUUUGUUAAAUGUUCCAAGACACUCUUGAAUAAAGUCUUAUUUUGAUAUUUCUAUACAGAGAUGUUGCCAUAGUACCUUUCACGCUUGCCUAUCUAUAGCCACCGGCGAUGAAGGAAAUAACACAAGUUGUGUCGCAGUGUUUCUGUUUCUGGCAUACUGAGACGCUGGAUAUCAGACACUCAUUUCAACUCAUUUCAUUUUCUAAAAAUGGCAGUUCAGUAGUGACUGCAGCUAGAAGAAAGAAAAGGAGGGUCGGAUGCAUCUGUGUUGUAUUUGUGAAGGUCAGUCACCAGAUCACUACUUUGGAAACCUCACUUCAGCUUGUUCAGACUUGAAAUCGGUAUUUUUCUUUGUGAAAAAAGCAAUAUUGUUCUCUGAUCAUUUCU
Molecule: messenger RNA, 3074 nt
Organism: Anarrhichthys ocellatus (wolf-eel)
Lineage: Eukaryota; Metazoa; Chordata; Actinopteri; Perciformes; Anarhichadidae
Product: glutamyl-tRNA(Gln) amidotransferase subunit B, mitochondrial-like
Exons: 5
Coding region: 271-633 (120 amino acids)
Biological process (GO): glutaminyl-tRNAGln biosynthesis via transamidation; mitochondrial translation
Cellular component (GO): glutamyl-tRNA(Gln) amidotransferase complex; mitochondrion
Molecular function (GO): glutaminyl-tRNA synthase (glutamine-hydrolyzing) activity
Source: RefSeq, a predicted model, not a curated record